Mizuhopecten yessoensis (Yesso scallop) is the source of this 930-nucleotide messenger RNA. Its product is annotated as keratin-associated protein 6-2-like. The record is from RefSeq and is a predicted model, not a curated record. The transcript has a single exon. Lineage: Eukaryota; Metazoa; Mollusca; Bivalvia; Pectinida; Pectinidae. Bases 1 to 930 code for a protein of 309 amino acids.
AUGACUGCGUGUCUAGAAAACUGCGUGACUUGGUGUCUAGACAACUGUGAUACUGAAUUUCUAGACAACUGUACAUGUAGGACUGGGUGUCUAGACAACUGUGGGAAUGCGUACCAAGACAACUGUGGGACUGGGUGUCUAAACAAUUGUGUGACUGCGUGUCUAGACAACAGUGGGACAGGGUGUCUAGACAACUGUGGGAAUGCGUACCAAGACAACUGUGGGAGUGGUUGUCGAGACAACUGUGGGAAUGCGUACCAAGUCAACUGUGGGGCUGUGUGUCUAGACAACUGUGGGACUGGGUGUCGAGACAACUGUGGGAAUGGGUGUCUAGACAACUGUGGGACUGGGUGUCUAGACAACUGUGAGACUGGGUGUCUAGACAACUGUGGGAAUGCGUACCAAGUCAACUGUGGGGCUGUGUGUCUAGACACCUGUGGGAGUGGGUGUCGAGACAACUGUGGGACUGGGUGUCUAGACAACUGGGGGAAUACGUACCAAGACAACUGUGGGACUGGGUGUCUAGACAACUUUGGGAAUGCAUACCAAGUCAACUGUGGGACUGGGUGUCUAGACAACUGUGGGACUGCGUGUCUAGACAACUGUGGGAAUGCGUACCAAGACAACUGUGGGAGUGGUUGUCGAGACAACUGUGGGAAUGCGUACCAAGACAACUGUGGGAUUGGGUGUCUAGACAACUGUGGGACUGGGUGUCUAGACAACUGUGGCAAUGUGUACCAAGACAACUGUGGGAAUGUGUACCAAGACAGCUGUGGGACUGGGUGUCUAGACAACUGUGGGACUGGGUGUCUAGACAACUGUGGGAAUGUGUACCAAGACAACUGUGGGAAUGUGUACCAAGACAACUGUGGGACUGGGUGUCUAGACAACUGUGGGAAUGUGUACCAAGACAACUGUGGAAAUGUGUAG